UAAAAGUGUGCAAUUUUUUUUUUCUCUCGUAAAUUUCAAAAAAGUUUUUCGUGGGAAGGUCCAUGUCCGAUUCGACCAACCAACCAGUGAACUAACUCGAACGAUGAAGAAUCAGCCCGACAACGACGACGACGAUAAUAUUCAACCCGUUACCAUAAUAAAGGAUGCUAAUGAUGAUGAUGAUGAUGAUGAUGAAAGUAAUUUAAGCUCGAAUAAAGAAUUUAAUUUUAGUAGUGGUGGGGUUGAUGAUUGUAAUGUAAGCUCGAAUUCAUUCGAAACAUCAGUUGUCCAACAGCAACAACAACAAAGCUCGACGCCAACAAAACGGAAUUCAACAUUGAAAACACCAAGUUUGGAUGAAAAUUCAAACCGAAAUUCAAUGAAAAAUAAAAGACAAAACUUCGAUGAAAAAUUAUCAAUAAUCGAUAGCGAAAUGUUUUCAACACAUCAAAGAAUUUUGGGCCGAAAUCUUAAUGGUACAAUUGCAAUGACAACACAACCAUCAAAUGAAUCUGAAUUACAAUUAUAUCGUGUUUUACAACGUGCAAAUUUAUUAUCAUAUUAUGAUACAUUUAUUUGUCAAGGUGGUGAUGAUGUACAACAAUUAUAUGAAGCUGGUGAAGAUGAAUUUUUAGAAAUAAUGGCAUUAGUUGGUAUGGCUGCUAAACCAUUACAUGUAAGACGUUUACAAAAAUCAUUACAUGAAUGGGCUACUAAUCCAGCUUUAUUUCAAUCACCAUUAAUGCCAUCAUUUCAUUCGAAUAAUAAUCAAUCAACAAAUUCAUCAUCAUCAUCAUCAUUAACUGGACAAUUAACUAGUAAUGUUGAUUCGGUAUCAACAACACCGACAACAACAACAACAGCGGCAACAUCAUCUACAUCCACAACAUCGAUGGCUAUUUCAACACGAACAAUAUUAGGUGGUGGUCAUCAAUCAUCAUCUACGGCUAUUACGGCUCAAUCAACAUCACCAUCCGCAACAGCAUUACAUCGACAACAAAAUUCAAAUAGUCCGGCUAAUGUAUCAUUUCAUACCAGAUCUGCCGCAGGUAAUCAAUCGAAAACACCAUCACCAAGUCAAUUCCAGCCAAACAAUAAUGUUGAACAAUAUAGUCAACCAUGUAGUCCAAUAACAAUGACGCCAAUAUUAACCGAACGACAAAUUCAACGUUUAGCUGAUGCUGCUGAACAAUUGGUUAAAAAUUUACCUGCAUCAAUUUUAGAUCUUAAACCAACAAUCGGUAAUAAUAAUAACGGGAAUAAAAAACGUAUUGUCAAAGAAAUUGAGAACAUAAUGACAAUGUUAGAAAAUGAUCCACAUCGUAUGAAUGAAAUAAGACGUUAUGCUGCAAUUUAUGGCCGUUUUGAUUGUAAACGUAAACCGGAAAAACCAUUAACAUUACAUGAAGUAUCGGUGAAUGAAGCUGCUGCACAGAUUUGUAAUAAAAUACCACAAUUACUUUAUCGUCGUGAUGAAUUAUUUCCAUUAGCAAGGCAAGUUGUACGUGAUAGUGGUUAUCAAUAUUCAAAAGGACAUUCAAGAUCCCAAAGUUGUCGUAUUGGUGGCAGUGGUGGUGCUGGUGGCGAAGAUUCAAAUACAUCAAUCAAUAAUGAAUCAACAACAACAACAACAAAACGUAUUCGUCUUGUUGAUAAUCAUAACCAUAAUAAUAGUAGAUCUAGUCCAUUAUUGAAUCAAUCAUUAAAUAAUGGUGAUUCGGGAAAAAAUUCAUCAAUCGGUGGUGGUGGUGGUGGUAAUCAUCAUCAAAAAGAUGAUCGUAAACGACGACAUAAUCGUUUGGAAGGAAUAGUAGAUCAAUUAAAAUCAUUAAGUAAUGAACAAGAACAGAUACAAAAUCAAAUAAAUGAAGCAAAUGAACAAGAAAAUUUUCAUGAAUUAAAUCAAUUACAAAAUGAAUUGAAUUUGAUUAAUGAUCAUCAAAUGAAAUUGGUUAAUGAAAAAAGUCAAUUAGAACAACAACAACAGCAGCAACCAAAACAACAACAAGAUCAUCAAAAAAAUAGUUUGAAAAAAUCCUUAUCAUCAGAUCAAACAGAAACAAUGAUGAUGAUGAUGAUUGAAAGAGAAGGACAAGGAGAACAUAAAACAAUUGAAACAGAUGAUACUGAUGAUUCACAAUAUUCAUUAUAUUCAAAUGAAUCAACAAUACCAACAACAUCAUCAUCAUCAUUGUUACAAGAACAACAACAACAACAAAAUAGCCAUCAUUCAUCAUUAUCAAAUGAUAAUGUUGGUGGUGGCGGCGCUAGUGUUUCAAAUGAAGCAACAACAAUAAUGACCGGUCCGACAGGUAAAUCAGGUAAAAAGAAAACUGCAAAUGGCUUACAUCAACAAUCAUCGACACCAAAAACGACAUUAUCAUCAUCAAAUGAUGACUCGAUUGAUUAUGGUAAACAUUUAAAUGAUGUUAUCGAUGAAGGAUUACGAUUGAUGGAAAAUGUUAUUAUCGAUGAAAAUAAUAUUGAUUUAAGAUUAUUUAAUAAAUAUACUGAAGUAUUACGUAAUAAUAAUAAUGCAACUAUCACCGGUAAUGGUCAAUCAUCGGAUAUUAUUAAUAAUAAUUAUAAUAAUAAUUAUCGUUCACCGAAAGCGGAUACAUCAUCAACAACUGUUCAUCAUCGACAACGUGGAAGACCCCCUAAGAAUAAUCAAUCGUUAAUGAAUACCAGCAACACAACAACAGCCACUAUAUCAUCAAAUGAACGUUUAGAUAAUACAUUUUAUGAACAAUUAUUAACACAAGCACAAAUACAACAACAAAUGCAACAAUUAUAUCAACAAAGUUUUUAUGCACAAGCAUUUUUUGGUGAUUUUAAUAAUUCGGCCAUUACAUCACCAUCAUCAAUUGAUACUGUUGCUAAUUUACCAUCAUCAUCAUCAUCCACAUUUCAAAUUGAUCAUUGUAAAACUAUCGAUCAUAAUGAUGACGACGAUAAAAAUAUUGAUCGUAUGGAAAUUGUACAAAGUUUAAAUGCAUUAAUGUCAAUAUCAAGCAAUGGAAAUAAUGAUAAUGAUGGUGGUGGUGGCCAUCAUCAUAAUCAUAAUCAUCAUCGACAAACAUCAUCGGUGACGAUAGAUGGAGCCACUGAAUCGACACAAUCAAAUUCAUCAUCACCAUCGACGACUACGACGACGACAUCAGUCGAAUUUAAAAUGUCAUAAAAAAUAUGAAUAUUUUUGAUCAUUUCUUUUCUUUUAUUUGGU
Messenger RNA from Dermatophagoides pteronyssinus (European house dust mite), 3226 nucleotides. It is a transcript of the gene nab, whose product is annotated as NGFI-A-binding protein homolog. Lineage: Eukaryota; Metazoa; Arthropoda; Arachnida; Sarcoptiformes; Pyroglyphidae. Gene Ontology annotation, molecular function: transcription factor binding; transcription coregulator activity. The record is from RefSeq and is a predicted model, not a curated record. Gene Ontology annotation, cellular component: nucleus. Gene Ontology annotation, biological process: negative regulation of DNA-templated transcription.